This is a messenger RNA of Saccostrea echinata, 1676 nucleotides long. RefSeq lists its product as uncharacterized. NCBI's taxonomy places the organism in Eukaryota, Metazoa, Mollusca, Bivalvia, Ostreida, Ostreidae. The coding region runs from base 16 to 1434 and encodes 472 amino acids. The record is from RefSeq and is a predicted model, not a curated record. The transcript is spliced from 2 exons.
AUUUGUCCCUUUAAAAUGCCUGCAACUUGCUGCUCAGUUCCUGGUUGUCAUGUUAGGGGAGGACAUGAAUUCCCUGCGAAUCCAGAUCGUCGGAAAUUAUGGAUUAAUGCUGUGAGGCGAUUGGAUCAGCAUACGAUGAAAACAUGGGUCCCAUCGAAGACAGCAGUCGUCUGUAAGGAACACUUUACUGCUAACGACUAUGUGCAGGAGACGAUACACGGUAACGAGCGCAUUAUUUUACGACUGCGAUUAUCAGCUGUGCCCAGCAUUUUCCCCUGGACAAACCAAGAGUCAGAAUCUUCUUCUAACAGAAAAGAAAGAGCUGCUGAACGAGAAAGGGCGAGAUCCAAGGUUGAAAACAGUUGUAGGAAAAAUUUAGAGGAAUGCUUUAGUAAAGAUGAUGAUGCAAAUAUAGAAAUGCAAGAAGAAGUUAUUGUUAUUUCUGAAGUAAAUAUUUGUGAAGAUAGGGAAAGUGAUAUUAUGUCUAAGCAAGAAUCUUUUGGGAAAGCAACCCAAACCCAAAAUAAACCAAUGUUUGAUGUGGAGAAUUUUGUGAAUGACAAUGUAGGGAUGCAUUUUUACACUGGUCUAGAAACUUAUUGUAAGUUUUUAUUUGUUCUUCGGACAUUAGGUCCAUCUGCUUAUUGUUUAAAAUACAUUUUUUUUCAAGUAGACAAUCAAACUAUUUCUGUUGAAAACCAGUUUUUCAUGACUUUGAUGAAACUUAGGCGUUAUUUAACCAAUUUUGAAUUGUCCAGAUUUUUUUCAGUGUCUGAGUCAACUGUUAAAAAUAUUGUUAACACAUGGAUAAUUUUCAUGUCAAAGCAAUGGCAAGAAGUUAAUAUUUGGCCAUCUCGUAGUUUAGUCAAAUACUUUGCUCCUUCUGAUUUUAAAGCAAAAUUUCCUACAACUAGAAUUAUUGUUGAUGGCACAAAAUGUCCAAUCAAAAAGCCUAAGGCUCCAAGGGCACAGCAGGCUACAUUCUCAUUAUACAAAAAUCGAAACACUAUUAAGAUACUUGUUGGCUCAACAUCAGGUGGAUUAGUUAGUUUUAUAUCAAAUGCUUAUGGAGGUAGUACAAGUGAUAGGCAGAUUGUAGAGAGAUGUAAGCUAGUGAACCUAUGUGAUCCUAAAGACAGCGUAAUGGCUGAUAAGGGUUUUAACGUUCAAGAUCUUUUUGCACGGAUGGAUGUCACUGUAAAUAUUUCAACUUUUUUCAGAAAAAGAAAUAGAAUGAGUGGAAAAAUUCUUCUUAGGGAUAGGAAGAUUUCUAGUAAAAGAGUACACAUUGAGAGAAUAAUUGGUCUAGGAAAAACUUAUAAAAUUCUUACCAUUCCAUUGAAUAGCAUAGAGACAAAAAUAUCAUCUCAUAUCACUUUUUGUUGUUACAUGUUGUGUAAUUUUAGAACAUGCAUCAUUCCUAAGGAUGCUUAAAGGCUUAGUGCAUAUGUUGUCAAGUUUUCAAAUCCUGUAAUACAUUUUGCUCAUAACAUCUUGAGAAGCAAUGUUUUGUAUAAUUUAAAGAAUAACAAAUUCAGAUAGCAGUUUAAUAUGUAAUAAGUUUACUUAUUGAAUGGUCUGUAAAAAUGUUUAACAAGUAAUGCAGGUUUGAAAUACACAUAAUAGAAGUUGUUUAACUUGUCAAUCAUGUCCAAAAUAAAAGCUUCAUCUCUGGA